AUGCGGAUUGCGAGCUUCGUCUAUUGUAUUUCCACCGCGGCUGCCCUAUCUACGAUACCAGUAGUGACCAAAAAACCAUCCAGAUUCCUACUUCUUGGCGGUGCCGGUCGUAUAGGUACGGCCGCUGCGUCACACCUUUUAUUACGUGACCCAUCUUCCCAAAUCAUUCUCGUUGGACGCUCCAAUGAUGGAAGCCGAGCCGUUGAGGAAGUUCGGAUGGAUCAUCCAAACGCGACCGUGUCGUAUGAGCAAGUAGCCGAUAUCUGGGAAGGUGAAGGUCCAUCGGUAGACAGGCUAAAGAGUUUGAUGCGAGAAUCGGACUGCAUCAUACAUACCGCAGGUCCCUACCUACACCGAAAACCGACCCCAAUGAAACUAGCAAUUGAAUCGCGAUGCCAAGUUUAUGUGGACGUAUCUGAUCCACUUCCGUACUUGGAAACUGCCUGUCUCAUGAAUCACACGAGCGUCACUACAACCUGUCUCCUUUCGGCUGGUGCCUUUCCCGGUAUGUCCAAUGUCAUGGCUAUGGAGGCAGCAUCGUACUUGGGCGGAGAGAGUGUACACGAUGUCCGAUUUCAAUACUUUACGGCAGGGCUAGGGGGAUCGGGUCCACUCAAUCUAUACAUUACGAAUCUUGGUUUCGGAGAACCAAUGGUGCAGUACGACGGCGGACAGCUGCGCUUUUUUACGGCCCUUUCGGGCUCGUUACUAGGAAAGGUCAAUUUCUUCUUGAACAAUGCUUCUCGGUCCAUUGGCACUAGCGGAUUCGGUAAUGAACAGGCUCGCCAACGCGUUGGUUCCCAACCCGUGUUCGCCUGGCCUUUUCCCGAAGCCGCAACGGUUGCGACAGAGCUACGUGCCCGUGGUGGUUCUACAGCCGCAAUGGGCACCGCUCCCGGUAUAUGGAACACAGUGUUGGCGAUCCUUGUCAAGCUCAUCCCUCGACCAUGGUGGAGAAACGAAACAUUUUCGAAGUUUCUCGCCGACUUUUCCGAGCCCAUGGUCUGGGCAACGGACAAAAUCCUUCGAGCCAGCGACCCGGCCGGAGUCGGCGAGACACACGCCAUGCGAGUCGACGUAAGCGGACGCAGAGGUCCCCAUAUUUCUAUUGUACAAGCGCACGAUUCGUUCCGUCAGUGUGUCGGGCAAUCUUGUGCCGAGUUCGCUUUGGACUGCUUGCGGUACCCCGCCGUGGGAGUAGAGCUACCCGAGCGUCGAUAUCGUGACCCCAUUGCUCACUGA
This is a messenger RNA of Phaeodactylum tricornutum CCAP 1055/1, 1242 nucleotides long. RefSeq lists its product with no specific name. Bases 1 to 1242 code for a protein of 413 amino acids. The record is from RefSeq and is a predicted model, not a curated record. The transcript is spliced from 2 exons. Lineage: Eukaryota; Bacillariophyta; Bacillariophyceae; Surirellales; Neidiaceae.